Molecule: messenger RNA, 3555 nt
Organism: Aethalodelphis obliquidens (Pacific white-sided dolphin)
Lineage: Eukaryota; Metazoa; Chordata; Mammalia; Artiodactyla; Delphinidae
Gene: XRRA1
Product: X-ray radiation resistance associated 1
Exons: 19
Coding region: 109-2517 (802 amino acids)
Cellular component (GO): nucleus
Molecular function (GO): protein binding
Source: RefSeq, a predicted model, not a curated record
CCGUCGCCCCCGCGGACGUCUCGGAGGCGGAAGCGACGCCGGAGGCAGGUGAAGAACCAAAAAAAAAAGGAAGUCAAGAGGUCUUCCCCAAGAUCAAAGAUCAAGGACAUGGCCUCCUCAGGAGUCUACAAACUGGAUGAUGGGAAGCCUUAUCUGAGCAACUGCUUUCCGGCCAAAAAUCUGCUUCGGAUGCCAGAGGAAGGCCGAGGACACUGGUUAGUGGCUCGGAAAUGUAGCCUCAAGAAGAAGCCCAGGGGUGUGGUUGAAGCACGAGCUGAAGGUCAGGAAAGCCAGAAGGUUUCUUUUGAGGUUGGAGGAAAGAAAGGGUCUCGACAGGAAAACCAAGUGGACACUCCGGGACACGUGCUGGACCAGGCUUUUCUGCUGAAGCACCACUGUGUAAAGAAUCCGUCCGACCUAUGCACCAUUAACGUGAGCGGCCUGAAGUUCUCCAAGGCUAAGGAAAAGGACUUCAAGCAUUUUAAUUCUGUGAUUUACAUCAAUGCCUCAGAAAACCUACUGCCUCUAGAGGCAUUUCACACAUUUCCAGUCUUAAAGGAACUGGAGCUCGCAUUUAAUGGCAUCAAAACAGUCUACGUGAAGGAUGGAGACUUUAAGUCCUUGGAAUUCCUGGACCUUUCCUUCAACAACCUCACUGCGGAGGCCAUCUGUGAUCUGGGGCUUCUGCCACACCUCCGUGUCCUGCUCCUCACAGGCAAUGGGCUCACCUCCCUGCCACCCAAUUUGGCUGUCGCAGAGCGGGAGGCAUAUGUAACAUCGCUGACCAGCAGGAGGUACAUCCUGAGGUUCCCGGCGCUAGAGACACUGAUGCUGGAUGACAACAAACUCUCCAACCCCAAUUGCUUUGCCAGCCUGGCCGGGCUCAGGAGACUGAAGAAGUUAAGCCUGGACCAAAACAAGAUUUUCCGGAUCCCGUACCUACAGCAGGUUCAGCUUCGAGAUGGGUCUGGAGACUGGGUUGGAGGCAGGGGGAGUCCCAGGAAAGAGCCCCAAUCUAUGCUGCAGCCCAAGUCGUGGAUAUUUGAGGCCUCGGAUGACCAACUGGAUUAUACUGUACUGCCCAUGAAAAAGGAUGUUGACCGGACAGAGGUUGUGUUCUCAUCUUAUCCUGGAUUUUCAACCUCAGAGACAACCAAGGUAUGUGCGCUUCCUCCCAUAUUCGAGAUUCUUCCCGUGAAGUCACUGAAAGCGAGGAACCAGACGCUGGCCCUGCCCUUCCCAGAGCUGAGGUACCUUAGCCUGGCCUACAACAAGAUUGCAAAGGAAGAUGCCAUUCUGCCGGUAGCUCUCUUCCCAUCUCUCUGCAAGCUCAUCUUUCAUAACAACCCUCUGGUGGCCCAUACACGAGGGGUCCCUCCACUGCUAAAAAGCUUCCUCCAGGAGCAGCUGGGAAUCCACUUAAUUCGAAGGAAGAUGGUAAAGGCUAAGCGUCACAUUUUGAUGCCUCGGAAGGACUCUCGGAAGGUGAAAACCCAAGUCCCAAAGGUGCCAAAGCAGCCUCUGAUUCUCCAUCACCCACCCAUGACCACCAUGACCACAAUCAAGUCUUCCUCAAAGGAGAUGCUGGAAGCAGAGGCAGAGUUGACUAAAGAGCUGCCCACCACCAAGACCAUUUCUGUGGAGCGAAAGAUGCCCAUCGAGGGCCCGGAGGGCCUUCUCCUCUCCCACCGGGCCUUCGUGCCACUGCCUCCCAUCUGCUCCGACUCCACUGUGCAUAGUGAGGACACAUCCCGCCGGAGCAACGCUGCUGGCCGCCUCAGCCCAGACCACCCGUCAGAUGAGGACACCAAGAGCACAGAGUCCAUCUUCUUGACCCAGGUCAGUGGGCUGUCUUCCUCCAUCUUCCAGAGGGAUGAUACAGAGAUAAAGGAGAAAGACCAAAGACUACCACCCACAGCACCCAGAGAGGUGAAGAGGACUCAGAAGAAGCUCCCAUCUGCCUCCUUCCCCAGAAAGUACCAUGGCUCCGAGGAGCUGCUGACAACCAAGCCUGAUCCAGCCUUCACUGAGCCGAAAGGAAUCCAGAAGAAUGCACAGGCCUUGCAGCACAUGCUGAAACAUCCGCUCGUGUACCGCUCCUGCAAGGCCAGGCUGGACACUCUUCAGAAACACUAUGUUCCCAAGGAGAAACGGACCCAGAGGAUCCCUAUUCCACCCCCCCGGAAGACUCAAGCCCAGCUGCUGGAUGACAUCCUCAUUCGCAUGCGGGACCCCCGGAACAUUACUGAGGCACCACUAGGAGCUGUCCUGUGCCAGCGGACAGAGCAGCAGCUGGUGAACCAGAAGCAGUACCUGCAGGCCAAAAGGCUGCUGAAGGAGUUUCGUGCGCGGUACCGGCGGCUGGUGCGCUGCUCACUGCGGUCGGCGUUCGGGGCCACGGCACCACCCCAGGUCCGCCUGGCAUUGAGCGAGGGCCAGCCUAAGAAGUUCGGCCACUUCCUCGAGUUCAUGGAUCAGUUCUGCCAGGAGCCCACGGCCAGUGACUCGAAAGGCUAGGGCUGCGCACAGGGCCAUGUGCGCCGCCCCACCUGCGCCCCACACCCUCCGCAAGAGCUCCGUGCCUUUGACUGCUCCCUGGGAUGGGUGCGGGCCUCCGAGCUCUGCUCAGCCUCACUCGCCGGCCGCUGUGAGUGGGGAGCUCGUCAGGACCGCCCCGCCCUGGGCCGGGCAGGAACCGGCACCUGGCCCAACAGCAAUAAAGAGUGGGUGCAUAGAGCAAGGUAGGCCUCAUGCCUUUUUGGAGCCUAGGCCAGGUUGUCGCACUGGGGAAAGAAACCCCAGCUGAUGCGCAUCCCUAGAGUCCUGUGGGAAACCUGCCUGAGUCACACAGAGUGAUAACACUGUGUUAUCCCACAGAGCUGGGAUAAGCAGUAGGACAGAAAACAGGGUCGAUGAAACAGAAACAGCACAGAAUCCAAAGCUCAGAGAAGUUAACUAACUUGCCCACAGCCACUAGUGAGUGAGUGUGUGUGUGUGCGCGUGUGUGCGUUGGGAGCAGGGCGGGUAACAAAACUCAGGCCUCUAGGCCCCCAAAAGCCUCUAGGCUUUCUCUGUUGGGCAGCUUUUUCCACUGUCAGGGCAAAUGUGGGGAGAGGGAAGAGAGAGAGGAUUGGGAAUUUCCUUAUUAGAUGGCCAUGACCACAAAGUUGGGACAAGUUGAAGGGAGGGCUUACAUGGAGUUUCCCAAGGUUUUCUAAUCCAGGACAUAAGCUGAAGUCCCAUAUGCAAAUACAGUGGGAUGUGGCUCUAAAACAGACCCUGGGACUGUGCAAGGUCAACCGGGACUCAGGUCAAGUAAGCUAGUUCUGGCCAAAGCAGCCUAUGGGGUUGCCCCAUUCUUAUGAAUGCAUAGUAGUCAGCACCUGCUAUAGAGGAGGGUCAGGAGAAGGCCACUGGGCUGAAUUGCAGCGAUGUGCAUUUGGGUGUGGGUGCUGGGUGUGACCUAGUCACCUGGGCUGCUUUCCUGGAGGUGCCUGCCUGGGGAGAAGGCCUGCAGUUCCCAGGGUCCAGGAAGCAGUGGCAUAAGGAUUAAGG